This is a messenger RNA of Haliotis rubra (blacklip abalone), 1104 nucleotides long. Its product is annotated as cell death abnormality protein 1-like. The transcript has 3 exons. The coding region runs from base 1 to 1104 and encodes 367 amino acids. NCBI's taxonomy places the organism in Eukaryota, Metazoa, Mollusca, Gastropoda, Lepetellida, Haliotidae. The record is from RefSeq and is a predicted model, not a curated record.
AUGACCUUGUUUGUCAUCAUAGUGCUGGUCUGUGUGGCUGAUUACACACAAGGAGCUGGAUGUAAGGAAGGACAGCAUUGCUCUGACUGCGACGUCAACGGCGAUUGCUUACAGGAUUGUGACAAAGGCUUUUAUGGGCUCAAGUGCCAGUCGCAAUGCAGCAGCACGUGCAGAUACAAUAUGUGUAAACUAGUCCCGGGUAAAGGUUCAUACACGUGCUCUCAUGGAUGUGUACCGGGAUACCAAGGCAUAAUUUGUGACGGACCAUGUGACAGUCACGUGGUCAACUGUACAGUGUGUCCAGGUGGAUGUGACGGGGAGUACUGUCAGCUGAGUGAUGCUUGUUUUGCCGGAUGUCGAGACUCCAGGUACGGAUCAGGAUGCAAGACGUGUCCCAGUAACUGCAGAACCUGCAACAGGAUGACAGGAGUAUGUGACGAGUGUGACCCAACACAUUAUGGGGUAAACUGUGAGGUGACGUGUGAGAACUGUGCAGGAUCCUGUGAGUCUGACUGUGAAUGUGUUCCUGGCUUCUACGGGGAUUUCUGUGCCGAGAUUUGCAGUAAAACUUGCCGCCCCAAGUCAGUCCACAAGUGUCUUCCUGCUGUGACGUCAGACAGCUGUACAGGUGAAUGUCACAAAUACAGCGCCACGUGUCUCCAUGGCUGUGUGGAUGGCUGGUUCGGCCCGAGGUGUUCUUCUCCCUGUAAUCCUGGAUGUCGACAUCAAAGAUGUAAUGCAGCCGGUUCCUGUGCUGAAGGCUGUGAACUUCAUCAAUUCGGGUCAGCCUGUGAACCUUGUCCUAAGAACUGCGCCAACCGAACAUGUGACUCCAAAAACGGCACAUGUGUGGAUGGGUGCAGAGAUGGGUUCUACGGUGAAUACUGUAAUGGAACAUGUACACUGUGUUCUCAUGGUGUUUGUGAUCGGAACACUGGUGCUUGUGUGAAGGAUUGCAGUGUCAGCGAAGACGAAAGUGAGCUUAACUGUACACGGACCUGCCCCCAGACAGGAUGCUCUACGGGCUAUAGUAACAGCGCUAUCCACAGGCUAUUGUCCAUGUGGCAGCUGUCCAUAGACUACUGUCCAUGUGGCAGAUAUUAA